Juglans regia (Persian walnut) is the source of this 4096-nucleotide messenger RNA. RefSeq lists its product as uncharacterized. NCBI's taxonomy places the organism in Eukaryota, Viridiplantae, Streptophyta, Magnoliopsida, Fagales, Juglandaceae. Bases 753 to 3026 code for a protein of 757 amino acids. The record is from RefSeq and is a predicted model, not a curated record. The transcript is spliced from 6 exons. Gene Ontology annotation, molecular function: DNA binding; protein dimerization activity.
UAAAGCUUGCGAGAAAGUUCAUUCUCUCUCUCUAGCACAAAAGAGAGAGAGAGAGUUCAUUGCGUUUGAUAUCAAAUGCAUCCAUUUACGAUGAAAAUCAUAACCAUGCGUGCAGUUCGUUCGUCAGAUUGUUAUUUAGGUUAGCUCCAAAAGCAUGAAACCCUUCACCACAAAGAAUCAGAAUUCUUUGAUCUCAGUUAAAACUUAAUCCGGUUCAAAAAUAGACGUAACUCUUAUUAGCCCUAAUAGUUCAGUUUCAUAAUCAAACCCUACCCUUCUGUUUGUUCCUUGGGAAAAUCUUUCCUUGUCCCCAUUAUUCCAAGAACCGGCCAAAAGAACCCGUACCGGCGUACUCCCCGAAUAAAAUGUAAGCAAUUUCAAUAAAUAACAAUAAAUUGGAUUUGUUACUUUUCGGGAGGGAAAAACCAUACCCCCCGCUGAGAAGAAUCUCCGGUUGGCGGUCGGUCUGGAUAUGAUCGGCCUCGCCGGCUCUCCAGUUAGGUUAGGUAACCGGAAGUCUCGGUUUUGCCCACCUCAAGACCGGUCCAUAAAGCUUUGACCCCGUUUUAACCGGUCACCCGAUUAAACCGAGCAAAUUAAAAAGUAAACUCAACCGGCUAACAGCUGCCCUAACCGGUUCAUCCGGUUAUACAUUCACGGUUUAUAAACCCCCGACUCUCCUAACUCGGUUCUCUCACCUGCUCUCGACGGCUUUAGAAGAACCCAAAAUAAUUGUUAAUAAGGUUGCUUAAAUGGCUUCGAGUCUGGAACCAAUGCCUAUAACAUCCCAAAAACACGACCCGGCAUGGAAGCAUUGUCAAAUGUUUAAGAAUGGGGAAAGGGUGCAGCUCAAAUGUAUAUAUUGUGGCAAACUGUUUAAGGGUGGCGGGAUUCAUAGGAUCAAGGAACAUCUGGCUGGUCAUAAGGGUAAUGCCUCUACUUGUAUAAGAGUUCCACCUGAUGUUCGGGUCUUAAUGCAAGAGAGUUUAGAUGGGGUUGUGGUGAAGAAGAGGAGGAAGCAGAAAAUUGAGGAGACCAUUUUGAAUGUUAAUCCAAUUUCUAGUGAAAUGGAUGCUGUUGCUAAUCACUGUGAAGAAAGUACCGGGCUUCAGUUGACUGCAGUUUUGGAGACACCUGAACCGAAGUCCAGUUUGUUAGUGAAUCUGGAAGGAACAAGUAAUAGGAGUGGAGAGAGAAGGAAGAGGGAGAGAGGUAAGAAUUCUUUGACAAAUGCGGCAAUUGCUGAUGUUGGAGCUCUUACUGACAGUGUUGCAUUAGGUUCAAAAAGGGUGAAUACUCUUGUUCAUAUGGCAAUAGGACGGUUUUUGUUUGAUAUAGGAGCACCUCUGAAUGCUGUGAACUCGGUUUAUUUCCAACCUAUGAUUGAUGCAAUUGCUUCGGGUGGAUCUGCGGUUUUGCCACCCUCAUAUCAUGAUCUUCGGGGUUGGAUUUUGAAAAAUUCAGUUGAAGAAAUGAAGAAUGAGACUGAGAAGUACAAGGCAACAUGGGCGAGGACAGGUUGUUCUGUUUUGGUCGACCAUUGUUGCACAGAAUCAGGUAGAAAUUUGCUAAGUUUCUUUGUUUAUUGUCCUGAAGGAACAGUGUUUUUGAGAUCCGAGGAUGUAUCUGACAUCUCAAAGUCAUCGGAUGCUUUGUAUGAAUUGUUCAGGCAGGUGGUGGAAGAAGUUGGAGUAAAAAAUGUGCUGCAAGUUAUAAAUAACGGGGAAGAGCAAUACACAUUUGCCGGCAGGAGGCUGACUGAUACUUUCCCUACUCUGUAUUGGACUCCCUGUGCAACUUGUUGCAUAGAUUUGAUACUUGAGGAUUUCGGCAAUCUUGAGUGGAUAAAUGUGGUAAUUGAACAGGCUAGAUCUAUUUCGAAAUUUGUAUACAAUCAUAGCUUGAUUCUGAAUAUGGUGAGAAGGUAUACUUUUGGCAAUGAUAUCAUAGAACGGGGAGUCACUCACUCUGCUACAAACUUUGCCGCAUUGAAACGAAUGGUUGAUCUUAAACACAAUUUACAGGCAAUGGUAACUUCACAGGAGUGGAUGGACUGCCCACAUUCAAAGAAAACUGAGGGCUUAGCAAUGUUAGAUUUUCUAACUAGUCAGUCAUUUUGGUCCUCGUGCAUUCUGAUAGUCCGUUUAACAUAUCCUCUCUUGCGACUUCUGAGAAUAGUUAAUAGUGAGAAGAGACCUGCCAUGGGAUAUGUUUAUGCAGGAAUGUAUCGUGCAAAAGAAACAAUUAAGAAAGAACUUCUUAAAAGAGAGGAUUAUAUGGUCUACUGGAAUAUUAUAGAUCACAGGUGGGAACAACAUCGGCAGCUUCCUCUUCAUGCUGCAGGCUUCUACCUUAACCCAGAGUUCUUUUAUAGUGUUGAAGGGGACAUGCACAAUGAGAUUCUGUCAGGGAUGUUUGAUUGCAUAGAAAGAUUGGUUCCAGAUACGAAAGUUCAAGAUAAAAUAAUCAAGGAGAUAAACUCAUACAAGAAUGCUAUUGGAGAUUUUGGGAGGAAGAUGGCAAUUAGAGCUAGAGACUCUCUACUUCCGGCUGAGUGGUGGUCAACUUAUGGAGGUGGUUGCCCGAACUUGGCACGUCUUGCCAUUCGUAUUCUCAGUCAAACUUGCAGUUCAAUUAGUGGUAAGCAGAAUGGUAUUCCUGUCGAACAAAUAUAUGACACAAGGAACUACCUAGAGCGUCAACGCCUUAGCGACCUUGUCUUUGUUCGUCACAACUUGCGACUUGGACAAAUGGUUGGUAUGAGCAAAGAACACGAUUAUAUUGACCCCAUAUCAUUCGACUGCAUUGAUGUUGUUGAAGACUGGACCACGGGAAAGGACAUCAGUGUGGAUGACUAUGGGAGCAUGGAUUGGACGUCAGUUGAUCCACCUUCCAGCAGCACAACACUUUUAGGGUCUUCAAAUGAUGAAGCUGAAGACUUGGGUGCAGGGUUCGAUGACCAUGAGAUUUUUAACAGAGACAAAGAAGUCGAGGAAAAUAAUGAUGACAUUAUGGUGCACCAUUAGAAUAGGAUACAACAAACUCCAUUUUUAUCCAGAGAGUCCAUGUUGAUAACUUGUUACCUCCUGCAGGAUGAUCAAGCACAGAAGAUUAUGCAAGUAAAUGUGCAUGUUUAUUAUGCCUCCAAGCACAAGUAGGUAGUCAUCAUGUUAGAGAUAGAGCAAUGUUGCUGAUAACUAGAAGCAUGUAGUUGUAUAGUUUAAGAUGCUUUUGUACAUCUCAUCUCUUCCGGAGUUGAAUUUCAAAAUUGUUAAAGCUUUUUAAACACAGUGCGAAGCUGUAUAUGUACUGAAGAUAUAGAUACCUUGUGAAGUAAUGUGAUUUUUCUUCUUUCUUUUGCAUGGAGCAUUGCUGGUGAUAUCUGAAAAAUUCAUAUUUUAUUACUUCCAUACCAACUUUAUGAAGUCGGGCAUGAAGCAAUCCUACUGGUCAUCUCUCUCUCUAUCUAGGACCAUAACUAUGAAAGGUCAUCACAUUUUUAUCACAAUCUUGACCCCUGUUCUUUUCAGCUUGCCCUUUCAUUGCAGUGAUCACAUCUCCUGGAUGGUAUCAUCUUUAUUCUCCAUUAUACAUGAGCAAACUGUUCGUAGCUGCUGGUUAUAUUGACUGUACAUAUAGCUUAAAUUGAUUUUCUGUUUUAAUAUUCUGCACUUGGUUUUGGUAAUAUCCAGUGUUUGGUGCACUGAUGCAGUUACAUUUGCUUUCGUUAGGUUUUGAGGUGGAAACAUUAGCAAAGAAAGGAAACAUUAUGACUUUUUUUUUUUUUUUUUCAUUUUUCUUUUCAAUAUUGAAUUGCUCUUAGGCUGUGAGGUUCUUUUAGAUCCGUUCGGAAGCUUUAUCAAUGCAUAAUUACAACAGAAAUAUAGCUGAGAUAUAGGACAGCCGAAGGAGAGAAUCGCACCUACAUGGUUAAUAUUAAGAAUCAGGGAAGAUGAAGCUAUGGAGAUUUUAGAGCUGAGCUUUGAAGAUCAAGUUACAGGUUGGACUUUGCAACUUGAUUAUCAAUUUUCGUUUGGUCGUCUUCUGAAGCGACUCUGAAUCAUGGUUUUCUUCCGGGACCGGAUUCUGACGUGGC